Molecule: messenger RNA, 801 nt
Organism: Penicillium malachiteum
Lineage: Eukaryota; Fungi; Ascomycota; Eurotiomycetes; Eurotiales; Aspergillaceae
Product: YoaK family protein
Exons: 2
Coding region: 1-801 (266 amino acids)
Source: RefSeq, a predicted model, not a curated record
AUGGAGAAAUCCACCUCGUCCCCGAUACCGGAUCUGGAGGCAACCUCCCCAGAUCUGCGAAAGGAGUCAUCGAUCAAACGAGGAUGGAAACAAGAACUCAACCCCAGCCAUGCUGAUCUGGUCUGUUUGCUACUAUGUUUCCUGACUGGUCUCUGCGACAGCAGCGCCUACAAUGCGUGGUCAUGUUUCUUAGGAAUGCAAACUGGUAACACCAUCUUCCUUGGCCUCGGUGCAUCCAACCAACCAGUCAGUAAACCAUGGGGAUGGCUAAAGUCCCUGGUGUCAAUCACCUCCUUCUUCACCGGCGCAAUGGUCUUCUCCAUUAGUAUGCGCACGGUCGGCUCUUUGCGCCGCGGAACCCUCUUCGUCUCCUUCCUCGUCCAAACAGCCCUUAUCAUUAUCGCCGUCGCACUCAUUCAAGCUGAUCUUAUUCCCCACUCCUCCAACGAUUCCAGCCUCGAUGGCGGGCCCCUGUUCCUGGAAUUGAUCCCUAUCGCUCUCCUGGCUUGCCAAUCUGCUGGUGGUAUGACCUGCAGUCGAGCACUGGGUUACAAUGAGAUCCCGACUGUCGUUCUUACCAGUGUCUACUUUGACAUUGCUUCCGAUCCUAAGCUUAUCGAAAAGCCCACUGCGAAUGUUAAGCGGAAUCGCCGUAUUGGAGGUGUGGUGUUUUUGCUUGUGGGUGCUAUUGUUGGAGGUUGGUUGAGUCGCAGCAGUGGUGGUAUGGAAUCUGCGCUUUGGAUGGCAGCAGGAAUGAAGUUUGUUACUGCUAUUGGGUGGUUGUUCUGGAAGGCGAAGUAA